Rhinopithecus roxellana (golden snub-nosed monkey) is the source of this 884-nucleotide messenger RNA. RefSeq names its product RNA polymerase II subunit G (gene POLR2G). Gene Ontology annotation, biological process: positive regulation of translational initiation; DNA-templated transcription; positive regulation of nuclear-transcribed mRNA poly(A) tail shortening. The coding region runs from base 158 to 676 and encodes 172 amino acids. Gene Ontology annotation, cellular component: P-body; RNA polymerase II, core complex. Gene Ontology annotation, molecular function: translation initiation factor binding; single-stranded DNA binding; single-stranded RNA binding. NCBI's taxonomy places the organism in Eukaryota, Metazoa, Chordata, Mammalia, Primates, Cercopithecidae. The record is from RefSeq and is a predicted model, not a curated record. The transcript is spliced from 8 exons.
GGAGCAGGUGGAGUUCCGCCCUCGCGGAGGAGGUGGAGUUCCGCUCUCGUCGUCGCAGCAGGCGCGGGACUGGGGCUGCGGCGGCUAAGUGUGUUUCCGGUGGAUUCCCAGGGGCGGUCGGAGGUGUGGACUGUUCCUGCUUGCCUGCUCUGGGACGAUGUUCUACCAUAUCUCCCUAGAGCACGAAAUCCUGCUGCACCCGCGCUACUUCGGCCCCAACUUGCUCAACACGGUGAAGCAGAAGCUCUUCACCGAGGUGGAGGGGACCUGCACAGGGAAGUAUGGCUUUGUAAUUGCUGUCACCACCAUUGACAAUAUUGGUGCUGGUGUGAUCCAGCCAGGCCGAGGCUUUGUCCUUUAUCCAGUUAAGUACAAGGCCAUUGUUUUCCGGCCCUUUAAAGGGGAGGUCGUGGAUGCUGUUGUCACUCAGGUCAACAAGGUUGGACUCUUCACAGAAAUUGGACCCAUGUCUUGCUUCAUAUCUCGACAUUCCAUCCCUUCAGAGAUGGAGUUUGAUCCUAACUCCAACCCACCAUGUUACAAGACAAUGGAUGAGGAUAUUGUGAUUCAGCAGGAUGAUGAGAUCCGCUUAAAGAUUGUGGGGACCCGUGUGGACAAGAAUGACAUUUUUGCUAUUGGCUCCCUGAUGGACGAUUACUUGGGGCUUGUAAGCUGAGCCUGGUGGCCUCCUACCCUUGGUCCUGAUCUAGGAAGUGUGAUUGUCACACUUACCGUGUUGUCCAGAGGUCCAGUCUGGCUACUGUUGUGGAGGCAAGGAAGGCAACUCAUUCCAGAAGGCAUCUGGUGCUGCUUUUAGCUUAGCUACUCCCUCCUGAUUUUUCAGUAUGUGUUCUAAGUAUAAAAAGUCCUUGGUUCUCAUGGAA